Messenger RNA from Eremothecium cymbalariae DBVPG#7215, 1092 nucleotides. It is a transcript of the gene LEU2, whose product is annotated as 3-isopropylmalate dehydrogenase. The transcript has a single exon. The record is from RefSeq and is a predicted model, not a curated record. Gene Ontology annotation, biological process: L-leucine biosynthetic process. Gene Ontology annotation, cellular component: cytosol. Lineage: Eukaryota; Fungi; Ascomycota; Saccharomycetes; Saccharomycetales; Saccharomycetaceae. Bases 1 to 1092 code for a protein of 363 amino acids. Gene Ontology annotation, molecular function: NAD binding; magnesium ion binding; 3-isopropylmalate dehydrogenase activity.
AUGAGUUCAACAAAGAAAGUUGUUGUCCUUCCAGGUGACUAUAUAGGACAGGAGGUUAUCGCAGAAACCAUCAAGGUUUUAAAUGCAAUUCAGGAAGCACGUCCUUCUAUAAAUUUUGAGUUUGAAUACCACUUAAUUGGGGGUGCUGCUAUUAAUGCUACGGGUGCUCCCUUGUCCGACAAGACCAUAGAGGCUGCUAAGGCAGCUGAUGCUGUUUUAUUAGGAGCUGUUGGUGGCCCGGAAUGGGAUUCUGGUGCGGUGAGACCAGAGCAAGGUUUAUUGGCUAUCAGGAAAGAGCUAGGACUUUAUGCUAAUUUAAGACCUUGUAGUUUUAUAUCCAAAUCGUUAUUAGGCCUUUCCCCAUUAAAGCCAGAAAUUGCGCAAGGAACGGACUUUGUGAUUCUUCGUGAAUUGGUUGGCGGUAUAUAUUUUGGGGAGAGAAAGGAGGAUGAUGGUGAUGGUGUAGCUUGGGAUAGUGAAAAGUACACUGUAUCUGAGGUUGAAAGAAUUACUAGGAUGGGUGCGUUCUUAGCGUUGCAGCACGACCCUCCAUUGCCUUUAUGGUCCUUCGAUAAGGCUAAUGUUUUAGCUUCUUCCAGGCUAUGGAGAAGAACUGUUAAUGAAACGAUAAAGAGGGAAUUCCCUCAGUUAUCGGUGCAGCAUCAAUUAAUUGAUUCCGCAGCCAUGAUAAUGAUCAAAAACCCUAGAAAAUUCAACGGUAUUGUAAUCACCAGUAACAUAUUUGGAGAUAUAAUCUCUGAUGCUGCUUCAGUGAUCCCAGGAUCUCUUGGUUUGUUACCUUCGGCUUCUUUGGCGUCUGAACCAGAUAAAAACAAUGCUUUUGGCCUAUAUGAGCCUUGCCAUGGGUCUGCUCCAGACUUAGAAAAAGGUCAAGCUAAUCCAAUUGCGUGUAUUUUAUCGGCUGCAAUGAUGCUGAAACUAUCGCUAAACAUGGUUGAUGAAGGUAAGGCGAUAGAAAAUGCGGUCAAGCAAGUUAUAGAGUCUGGUAUUAGAACUGGUGAUCUAGGUGGAAACAAUACUACUACUGAAGUUGGCGAUGCUGUUACUCAUGCUCUAAAAAAGCUGCUAUAA